Molecule: messenger RNA, 558 nt
Organism: Striga hermonthica
Lineage: Eukaryota; Viridiplantae; Streptophyta; Magnoliopsida; Lamiales; Orobanchaceae
Source: the annotation of a GenBank genome assembly
AUGGCUUCCUCUGCAAAGAUGCCAUUAAUACUCAUCCUCGCCUGCUUCCUCUUCCUCCGAGGAGCCAUGGCGGACCUGAUCUGCGAGAGCUUACCGGCGAACCUGUGCUCGUUCGCGGUCUCUUCUUCCGGCAAGAGGUGCGCCCUGGAGAACCGCGUGAGGGAGGAAGGGAGCGUGGACUACACGUGCACGACGUCGGAGGUGGUAGUGGAGAGUAUGCCAGGGUACGUCGAGACCGACGCGUGCGUGGCCGCUUGCGGCGUCGACCGCCAGGUCGUCGGGAUCUCGUCCGACGCGUUUCUCUCCGACGGAUUCACGGCGCGGCUAUGCUCGCCGGAAUGCUAUCGGAGCUGCCCAAAUAUUGUCGACUUGUAUUUCAACCUCGCCGCCGGCGAAGGCGUCUAUUUGCCGACUCUAUGUGAGAAGCAAAAGUCAAACCCCCGCCGUGCCAUGUCAGAGCUUUUUAUCAGCAGCGGCGGCGUAGCCGCCGCAGGUCCGGCGGGCCAGCCCAAUUUCGCUGUUGAAGAUGCACUUGCUCCGGCGCCAGCUGUCCACUAA